AUGAGCAACAAAGUCUUGGUCAUCACGAAGCCGGCCCUAGGCCGGUACUCAGCCGAUUGCCUCCGCCUGGAAGAGCACAAGACGGUACCCCUGGAGCCUGGCGAAGUGCGACUGCGGACCAUUUACCUCUCGCUAGACCCGACAAACAGGAACUGGCUGAAGCUUGGGAAUGCAACCACGGUCGUCGACAAGGUCGACGUCACCCUCAAGGUCGGCGACGUCAUGCUGGGCCAGAUGCUCGGGGUGAUCGAGGAGUCACGCGCAGAUGGAUAUAACCCAGGUGACCUAGUCGGCGCUUUGGCCAGAUGGGAGACGCAUCCCGUGGUAAAGGCAAAGCUGGUCCGGCGCAUCACUCCUGCCCCGAACGAGCCCUUUUCGACCUAUCUCUCUCUUUUUUCCCACAUCGGCCGCGCGGCGCUCAUCGGCAUGAAACAUGUGCUCGACGUGCAAGCCGGAGAGACGGUGCUGGUUUCGGGAGCAGCUGGGGCAACGGGCUCGGUGGCAGUGGGCAUUGCGAAAGCGAGAGGUUGCAGGGUGGUCGGAAUAGCCGGAGGGGCGGCCAAGUGCGCGCUGGUGACCGACGAAUUUGGCGCCGAUGCAGCCAUCGACUACAAGAACGAGGACGUUGGUGAAGCCCUGGGCCGAAUCUGCCCGGAGGGAGUCGACGCCUUCUUCGACAACGUCGGCGGCCAGACCUUGGACGCAGCGCUCCUCCACAUGAACAACUGCGGUCGUAUCGCCGUGUGUGGCGUCAUGUCCGACUACGACAAUGCCACGCCAGAGGCUGGUUACGGCGUGCGCAAUCUUUUCCGUGUUCUGAUCCGACGACUGCGGAUAGAAGGCUUCUUGGCCGAUCAGGCCGAGGAAGAGCCUCUCAUUGAAGAGCUCAGGGGGUUGUUUCAAGCGGGUGCCAUCAAACAUCGGCCUCACAUCGUCCAAGGCUUUCAGGACGCGCCGGAGCACCUCGGACUUCUCAUGCGUGGCCAGAAUGAAGGGAAGCUCAUGGUUCAAGUCUCUCCGGAGGUUUAG
Molecule: messenger RNA, 1029 nt
Organism: Phialemonium atrogriseum
Lineage: Eukaryota; Fungi; Ascomycota; Sordariomycetes; Cephalothecales; Cephalothecaceae
Product: zinc-binding dehydrogenase
Exons: 1
Coding region: 1-1029 (342 amino acids)
Biological process (GO): prostaglandin metabolic process
Molecular function (GO): 15-oxoprostaglandin 13-reductase [NAD(P)+] activity
Source: RefSeq, a predicted model, not a curated record